Dunckerocampus dactyliophorus (ringed pipefish) is the source of this 8345-nucleotide messenger RNA. RefSeq names its product synaptopodin. The record is from RefSeq and is a predicted model, not a curated record. Gene Ontology annotation, molecular function: actin binding. Gene Ontology annotation, cellular component: nucleus; Z disc; actin cytoskeleton. Bases 1867 to 5313 code for a protein of 1148 amino acids. Gene Ontology annotation, biological process: positive regulation of actin filament bundle assembly. NCBI's taxonomy places the organism in Eukaryota, Metazoa, Chordata, Actinopteri, Syngnathiformes, Syngnathidae. The transcript is spliced from 5 exons.
GGAAAAGAUUGUUCCAAUGAUAAUCCCUCCCCCAAGGGAUAAGAAAGUUGAAAAUCCCGUGAAAGGGCUAUGAUGUUGUCAUCAAGUGCUAGGACCCAAAAUGAAAACAUCCUGCGGCUGCAGGCCAUCCAGGGAAAGAUCUGUGAAAAUACUGCUUGCUGAGGGACACAGCCAGGGUCGGCAGAGCGCGGCCUGUGCAUGAUUCCAAUCAAUCCGGACCUGGGCCGUGCAGGAAACGAUGUCUAAUAACUUCAACCGGAGCGGUGUGGAUGGAUCUGACUUGAGAGGCAAUGCAAACCAGAUCGCUUAGGAAAUUCCACGCCGCUCUCUUUGUAGCAAGAACCCCUCUUCUGAUGGAAUGUGUGCUAACAUUUCCCCUCAGCUCCCUGGUCUCCCACACAGCUGCCCUUCACAGAGUCACGCCACAACACCAGCGAAGCAGGGCACUGGAGAGGGAGGAGAAGAAAAAGGAAGACGCCGCCACUAAUGGCUGCUCCCAGCUGCACAGAGUCUAACAUACACAAACAUGUCAGGAGAGGCUGGGCCAAAGGAGGCAGCACACACAGGAAUGGUGAUGGAGAGACAGCAAUUUGGUGGACACCAGGAAUACGUAGCCUCAAGUGGGACCAAAAGGGGAAAAAAACAGAUAAUAAGCUGGAGGGAAAUCGAUCUACGAUGACAAAUGUGCGAGCAAGGGGAGGAGAUGAGGAUAGGGUUAGAAAAAUACAGUGAGAGAGAGUUAAAGCAGGAGGAAAGAGGUGAUGAGGGAGGAGAAGAAGCAGAGAAGAUGAUACUUUAGAAGCCUCGAGGUGAUGGAUUGUCUGCGCACCUUGGUGAGGCCAUCCAUCAGGUGACCUUGGACAGGACCUGCUUUCAUAGAUGGAUUAGAUAAAGUUGGCUGUUCUUCUCUUCAGUACCAAAAUCCCCUCAACAAGACAUUUAGGCAGAAGCCAAAACAGGCUCCACCAAACUAAAACACUGGCAAACUGUGAGAAAAAGUCAAACAAACAAAGUGAAGGACCACAUUAUAACUCCAUUCAAGAUGACGCCUUCCCUUAUUGCCUUUUGGUAUUAAUCACAACUAUCCUUAAAUAGUCAACUGUGGCUUCGUGGAAAAACUGAGGCUGUGUCUGGCUUUCAUAUAGAAAAAGUAACACAGGAUCCCCUAAAUAGUUGAAGCGUUUCAAUGUCUUUGGAAUGACCUUUGCAGAGUGAACUGUUAUUCCUCACAUGCACCUAACAGCAGGAAGCGGCCAUAUGCACAGCUCCCUUUAUGUCACAGUGGAGUUACGAUCUUCAAGAUAAAGAGCAGAUCUUUGUGCUGAAAGAAAAAUAAUCUGUAGGCUGGAGAUUUGGAGACAGACGGAGAGAAUGCUUUGGUGACCAAAAAUAGCGGAGGAGGAAGAGCAACGUCUGGGAAAAGAAAAAGGAGUAUUAGAGAGAUGCAAAUAGAGAAGACUGGGCUGUUUCUCUGCUUUCUUGGCCAAGAAGAGCUACAAAAUUGUGCAAUUUUUGUGGCGGUUGUCCAGUGGAACUCAUCUGGGGAGCAUUGCCUAGAGGGAGGUUCAGUUAGACAGUUAGGGAAUAAUACUCAGUGAAGACAAAAGCCAGAGCAGUUACUUUUUGGCAAAUUUCAGCUGACUACAUGAAAACACUUGGAAGGAUUUGUGCUCAACGCAGAGCCAUGACUGUUAGCAGCCAACUGAAAAACUAAACCAUCUUUUUCUAAAGUUUCUGUGCACACCAGUGAGGACUACAACGUAAUAAAGGGACCGUUUUAUGUUAACACAAAGGAGCCAACUGGGACCAAAACUCACAUUUUGAGGACUUUUGGCUGUUGAAGAGUUACUUAUACUUGGAGUAACCAUGGAGAUGGAGAAGGGACACAUGUCUCUGCGUAGGGGAGUGAGCUGGAGCUCGGGAGGACUGACGAAGCCUCUCCAGGCAGCUCAGGACACCACUGGGAGGGAGUGCAGUGCAUCACAGGAAACGACAGGAUUCAAUAUGGACCAGAUGAGCAGCAAAACAAAUUUAACCAGGAGUGUCAGCUUGUCCGAAAAGGAACUAAAAGAGGCUCGCCUAAGGAGUCACAUCAUUGCCGCUCAGCUCACAGUCCCUUCCAACUCCAGCUCCAGAGGUGUGCAACUCUUCAACCGGCGCAAGCAGAGAGUCACCGCCUUUACACUGGAAAGCAGUGGAGAAGUGUCAAAGGAGGACAUCGCCAGGAAUGUGAUACCCAGCCCUUCAUGCAACAAACUGACGUGGGCAGAGAGGAGUUGUGAGGAGAAGGCUAAAGACUUGGACUACAAGAAUUGCACUGCCACCAAGCCGCUACUAGUGCCUACUGGGAGGUUACCAGCUGCGGGUGAUAACAUGGAGGAAUCAGGUGACCAUUAUCAAAAAGAAGAUGACACUGAGCACACUGUUAUACAAGAGAGACAUUUCCUGCCUGUAAAAGAGGUGGAGGAGCAAGAAGAGGAGGAAGGGGAAGACAAAGUCAAGGAUGAGCUCCCCCCUGGAAGAGAAAAUACUAAUCCAAUUGUGAUGAGUCUUGUUGAGAGUGGGGCAGAGAUGAAUGGAGGUCAUACCACGCCACCUCCCCUCGGAAAGCUUCCUAAUGGCUGCCAUAGUACUGAUGGACCUCAGAGGAUCUCUGUGUCUACAUCGAAGCAGAACACCAUCAUCAAUCGCACUGCCAGGCCUUUUUUCUCACCACUGACUGUGCAGUCCCAAGAGCCGGCCUGUCCCGUCAUGGACAACCUCCCUGCUCCUUCUGCAUUCACUGCUCCCCAGCCAGUGGCAGUGGCAGUGUCGCCUCCGCCUCCUCCUCCGACGUAUCCCACACCUCCCCUACCAGCCUUCACAAUCAAGCCUCCAAAGACUGAAUGCUCCACUCCACCCGUCAUCUCUAGUACUCCCCCUCCUGCAUCCCACUUGCCUGUAUCUACUGUAUUUCAGACCACUGCUUCGACCCCAGUGCUGCAUUAUGGACCUCCCACAGCCCCAAAACCCUCCACUUUUGUUCCCCAGCCCUUUGUGGAAAGAAGGUCUACACCGCCAAUAAAAACAGGACUACUUGAGGAUAGUGCUGCCAGACGAGCAAGUAAAAAAUCAAUGUUCACAUUCAAAGAGAAGCCGGUUGUAGCGCCAAACCCUGAGCUUCUCUCUCUAGUGCAGGGGGUGGAUGAAAGGAAGAAACAUGGACAUAGAUCUGUGCCUGAGCCAGCAUCUGAGGAGGAGUUACUGGCCCUCGGUGCAGAGGCAUCCAACUUCCUUGCUAAAGUGGAAGACAGGGCUGAAGAAGCCAAAGCUCCCGAAUGGACCUCCUGCCUUAAGAGCUCCAGAACCUAUGCGAGGGUCGAGCAUAAACCAGAACAGACCCUUAAUGACGCAUCAGGAAAGGGUGCAGAGCUGUUUGCCAAACGUCGAUCCAGAAUGGAGAACUAUGUCGUUGAGAAUCAGAAUGCAGGUCACCAUAUAAGAGCUCCUUCUCCAACAAUGUCUCUGCCACCUUCUUGGGUUUACCCAUCAAAUAUGCCAGGUAGGGUGAAGGCUAUUGCGAAAAACUCAGACAUGUGCGCUCAACUUGCACACAACAUAAAAACCCAACAAACCGCCAAGCCAAAACCAAGACAAACAGCACCGGCAACAGUGCAGGUUCAAGAGACGCCGCCUCUCGAGAAUGGUUGCUCCAAGAUAGAGUUGGACUUGUCAAGGCACCGGCCCUACCAGCUUAACUCUUCCCUCUUCAUACUUAAGCCUAUCAAAGACCCGUUGAGUACCCUACCCAGAGGAGCACCACAGUCCAGGAACCAGAUGUCCCCCCAGUCUUUCUCUAGACAGACUUCCUUACCCAACAACCCUGUCUCUCACUUCAGCAUCCCGUGUAAAUCCCCCUUGAUGCCUCUCAGCCACACCACAGGAGCGGAGUAUCCAGCAUCAAGUCCAUCUUGUGGGCAGCCACCAGCUGCUUUUUCUCCCGCCCGUGUGUCAUCACCUCGGAUGGGGGUUCAGGCACCGAGGCCAAGAUUUUCUGCCAAAAAGGCAGGGAUUGAACCACAGAAACCAAAGGAGACCUACACGGUUCAACCCCCUGGUGACACCAAGCUGGGCCUCACCAAGAAGUCCAUCAGCACAGACGGUCCAACAUGGAUGUCCAGCCUUCAAACCAACCGCCCCUCCUCAACCAACCCCAUCCGAUCAGUCACCUCCCCUGUUUUGUUUUCCAAUAGUAGAUGCCAAUCUCCUCUGAGUAGCCAAAAUAUCCAGCUUUCCACUGUUUCAUCAGUUUCCAGACCACCAAAGACAUCCACAUCUCCAUGCUCCCCCCCUUGGGGUUCAAGGUGCCACUCCCCGAUGGUUGGCCAGAAUGCCCAAUGUUCCAUCAGUUCCACUGCUCAUGAUAACAAACCCCAAACAUCCAAUUCUUCCCGAUCGCUUCCAUGGGGUUCAAGAUGCCAGUCCCCGGGAGUCAACCUGCAAUCUUCAAAUGCACCACACAUUUCAUCAAAAGCAUCUACAAACACCUCAGCGCUCUCUCCACCUUGGGGGUCUAGAUGCCAGUCCCCUAUGGUGAGCAUGAGUAGCCAGUCCUCCACCCUCUCCUCAGUUUCUUCUUCCAGACCUUUUCACACAUCUGCAACUGCAUCGCAGCGCUCUCCUCCUUGGAGUCCAAGGUGUCAGUCACCAAUGGUAAUCCAGCCUUCCAGUGGAUCCUCUUCCAGACCUUCCAAACCACUUACAACCAACUCUCCUGUCUCUCCACCUUGGGGCUCACGUUCCCAAUCGCCUGCACUUUCUCAUAGUAGUUUGCCCUUUCCUUCUGCUCAUCGUCUGUCCAUAUCCUCUGCAUCCUCUCCUGUCCCUUUACCCAAGGACAGUCGCUGUAUGUCUCCAGUCAGUAAUAAUCUAGACUCUAAGGCCAAUCAUCGAAUGUUGGCAAAGAACAUCAUCAAUGCCGCCAAACGCAAAAACAGCCCGUCUCCAGGUGCACUGAGCGGUCACAGUCUACCCAUCUCGCCUGUGGGAUUUUCCCACCAUGGCUAUGAUUGCAAACCUCCAAUCAGCCCCUUUCAGUCACAACCACUGGGGGCCCAAUCACCAACCUUCACCAGUCCUCCGCCAACACCAACACAGCGGAUUUGCUCCCCUGUGAGGCUCUACAACACACGCUCCCUCACUGACUCUGACGCCUCCAUUGAGUCAGAGGACUCGGGCCUGAGGUCACCUGGCAUGCAUUCUUACAACACUUGCCCUCGCGGCUGGGGGGGCAGUUUGAGGGUGAAGAAAAGCACCAUCUCCACUGACCUGUGAGGUCGGGACAUUUGCUUCCAUAAACUUCACUGGCAUUAGACUUUUUAUAAAUACAUAUAAUUUCUGGCACUAUUACGGACACACAUUUUGCACCAUUUUGUUUCAUAAAGAAAUGCGUAUUGUAUCUUGUGCUCUUACAAUGACAAGAACAAGCUUUUUACAUCCAGUUGUUGUAGCUUGUACGCUGCCGGUAUGCCAAAAGGGCACAUUCAAAAUAACCAAAGAUUUUCUUUAAUUCACUUUAAAUGUCUUACUUUACAGGCUCACAACAUGCAUACCGAGGCUAUCCUAGCUCAUUAGCAUUGAUAGAUUAGUUUUGAAUGUUAUUGUCAUUGUUUACUGGUCUGACAAGAGUUGAAAAGCAAAGACUUUUAUAUUUCAAGACACAACGAAUGCUUGAAAUGGUGAAUGUGUAAUUCAAACCAUUAAAAUGUGCAGUACUUUGGUUUAUACUUUCUUAUUUUACUGUUCACCACAUACUGGAGACCGUUCAUUUUCAUUCUACGGCAAUUGUUAAUCACUAUCACACAUGGCUGAAGAGUUCAUUGCAGAUUGCUAUUCUAAUUCAUGGAAAAUUGUAAUACAAAGUGCAACAAUCAGUGUAACAUGUGUGUGUAUAUGUGUUUCUUUAUAUACUGCCUUUGUUGAAAUGAAUGUAAUCCUUACAGAGACGCAGGACAUAAGAAAUGGAGUACUGGGAGUUGAAAAGGGAUGUGGCGUGUCAUCGAUACACCCAUUUAAUUAAACGCUGUCCCUAUUGUUGCAAUGCAGAGGUCUUAUAUGAUUUCCCAGAUUUCCAAAUGCUGUGGCUGGACCAUUUAAUGAGUACAUGUCUGUUAGCAUGCAAAUGUAAGAGUAAGACUACCUUAGUAUUCAUAAUGGAUGAGCAUUGGACUACAUUAGCUUCACUUUGGGGGAAAAAAAUGAUCAAUUAAUUGGUUAACUUCUAGAUAUUAUUUUUAACGGACUGGGAAAAUCGCAGGUCAACGCUUAUUGAUGCUAUUUUUGGACUGACUCGAAUAAUGCCGCCUGGAGUUGUGCCUGAGGGGAUGCAGUACAACGGCUUAUACGGUCGUCCCUCGCCACAUUGCACUUCGAAUUUUGUGGCCGCAAUGUAUUAAGUAAUAACAUCGCUGUUUCGUGGUUGGCUACGAACUAUUAUUAGUCAAAAAAAUAUGCACGUGUAAGCAAAUUUGAUCAAAUUACAAAUAAUUACAAAAUUAAGCAUUUUCAAGCAUAAAAAUGGCUAAAUGAACUAAAAUGCAAAUAUAAGACAUUCAGAAAACAAACAGAGACACGUUGGUAAGUAGUACUCUGCACAGGUCACAAGGUGUCAGUAAUGUUUCGUAAGCAACCGCAAGUCCCAAUAGUAAAAAAAAGUAAAAAAAAAAAAAAAACUACAACAACAAGGAACUAUUAAUUAUUUAGUCUAUAUUUUGUCUUAUUUUCUAUUAUCAUGUCUACUUUAUUGGGCAAUACGAGUGUAAAGGUGAUUAUGUGAUGUUAUUUUAUGUCUAGAGGGCUCUAAUAAUGUUUAAAACUGUAUUUAGAAGGCUGUAAAAAGGUCUUCGGUUGUCUAACUACAAAAAUAUUCAAUUUAUAAAUAAGGCAAGGCGAGUUUAUUUGUAGAGCACAAUGCACACACAAGGUCAUUCAAAGUGCUUCACAGAAAAGAAGGUUAAAAGCACUUCAUAAAAUCAUUCCAUAAAAGCAUAAAAUCAUUCUAAAAUCAUUACAUAAAGUUCCAUAAAUGAUUCCAUAAAACAAAAAAGAUUAAGAAUGAGGAAUUCAGAUAAAAUACUUUCAUAUUUGAGUUUAGUCCUGGCUCUGGGCACUCGCAGGAGACCCCCCCCCCGAGCUUCUCAGAGCCCGAGAUGGUUUAAAUGGCUCUAACAUGUCAGAGGUGUACUUUGGUGCAAGACCAUGAAAAGACUUGUACACAAGCAGAGCUGUUUUAAAGUCUAUUCUGUGAGUGACAGGAAGCCAGUGCAGAGACCUGAGUACUGGACCAAUAUGGCUAAAAUGCUCGUAUUCCCUGGUUCUAGUCAGGACUGGAGCAGCAGCAUUCUGGAUGUACUGCAGCUGUUUUACUGCAGGUUUAGAGAGCUCGGUGAGAAGGCUGUUACAGUAGUCUAGCCUGCUGGAGACAAAGGCAUGGAUUAGUCUUUCUAAAUCUGGCUUCGACACUAUUCCCUUGAUUUUGGCUUUGUUUUUUUAGGUGGUAAAAAGCUGACGAUGUUAUUGGUUUAAUGCGGCGGUUAAAAUUCAGAUCCGGGUCCAUUAAUGCCCCGAGGAAACCUACCUUCACUUAUCACAGGUCGGGUCUGGAACCAAUUAAACAUGAUAAACAUGGGAUGACUGUAUCUGAUGUCCUGUUCUUCUUCAGACCACAACCAGCACCUCUGCUGGCGGUUGCCAAGUAGUGCACUACAUUUUGCUUCACGAUGACAGUCGAUUCCACAAAACCAACCAAAUAAGUUAAAAGGGAAUUUUGAUUGAUUGAUUGAUGUCGGUGACAAACUUUAAUGUGGGUUUUGAAAAAACGUACUAACACAUAUUAAUCCUAUGAGUUCAUUGAUAAAGACUCAUCAAAUAAAAUAGUAGCACAUUCCCUUUAAAUUCAGCUUCUUUUUCUAAGCAGCUUGACUUGCGCCUCCUGUGAUUUCAUUCCAGUUGAGAACGCUCCAGUUUCUGUUGUGAUUGUCUGAAAAUAGCACCGAUUACGGCACGAUCCAGCUCACUGACAAAAUGGAUGUAAUUGGUCGAAAACCUGGCCGCCUUCUGUUUUCAGCGUCCACAUCCUGAAAGCUAUCUUUACACCAUCUCCACCCAUCUUGCCCAGUCGAGUGUCAGCAAACACAGCGGAUCGCAGACCCGAGCGUCGUUUGAGAGGCAAGGACACCUGCUUGGUGCUGACCUUCGGCAGGAUUAAACCCAUCACUGUCACGGAUUGGUUUCAGCAGGACAGGCAAAACGCUGCUGCCACCUCUAAGACGGAAAGGGGGAGACUAUUGCAAGUUGGGCUUUUCUUU